This is a messenger RNA of Spirometra erinaceieuropaei, 264 nucleotides long. NCBI's taxonomy places the organism in Eukaryota, Metazoa, Platyhelminthes, Cestoda, Diphyllobothriidea, Diphyllobothriidae. The record is from the annotation of a GenBank genome assembly.
AUGCCAACCGUCGGUCGCUACCAACAUUCAGCGCUGCCAAUGCGCAUUUUGCGCGCUAUUCGGACUCCUGGGACACCUUUGAACGACAACGCUCCCACUGUCGGUCCUGCUGCAGACCCCGAGCCGACCGCUAUCCACCUCACCGCCGAUCACACUGCCGCUGUCCCGCCACCAUCACCCACCGACACCAACCGCGAUGACCCAACACCUGCGUCGACCACAACGACAGUUUUACCGUCGAUUCCGACGGCGUCCACCGUUUGA